This is a messenger RNA of Lagenorhynchus albirostris (white-beaked dolphin), 1889 nucleotides long. RefSeq names its product interleukin 1 receptor like 1 (gene IL33R). The transcript has 10 exons. Bases 75 to 1889 code for a protein of 604 amino acids. Gene Ontology annotation, molecular function: interleukin-33 receptor activity; interleukin-33 binding; interleukin-1 receptor activity. The record is from RefSeq and is a predicted model, not a curated record. Gene Ontology annotation, biological process: signal transduction. Lineage: Eukaryota; Metazoa; Chordata; Mammalia; Artiodactyla; Delphinidae.
CGUGUGUCACAGAUCUGCCUUGAAUCGUCUUGAGAAUCGGUUACCAACACUUGCUCUAGAUUGAGAAACUGAGAAUGAGACUUUGGGUCUUGGUAAUUCCAGCAAUUCUCAUACCUUCCACAUCAGCUACAUUUAGCAAAUCAUCUUGGGGCCUGGAAAAUGAGGCUUUAAUUGUGAGAUGUCCCAGACAAGAAAAAUCUCGGUACCCUGUGGUCUGGUAUUACUCAAAAACCAACAAACAUAUUACCACCCAGAGAAGAAGUCGUGUAGUUGCCUCAGGGGAACGUCUUAAGUUUCUCCCAGCCAAAGUCAAUGAUUCCGGAUUUUAUACUUGCAUUAUCAGAAGUCCUACCUCCAAUAAGACUGGAUAUGUGAAUGUCACCAUUUAUAAAAAACAACCAGGUUGUGAUAUUCCAGACUUUCUGAUAUAUUCAACAACAUCUGGAUCAGAAAGAAAUUCCAAAAUAUAUUGUCCUACAAUUGACCUCUACAAUUGGACAGCGCCUGUGGAGUGGUUUAAGAAUUGUGAAGUUCUUCAAGGACCCAGGUACCGAGCACACAAGUCAUUUUUGCUGAUUGACCGUGCAAACAGCAAGGACACUGGUGAUUAUACAUGUAAAUUUAUGCACAAUGAAAAUGGAGUCAAUUAUACUGUGACUGCAACCAGGUCAUUCACAGUUAUUGAUAAGCAAAGCUUUUCUUUGCUUCCAGUAAUUAUAGCCCCUCCACAGAAUGAAACAAAGGAAGUGGAAAUUGGAAAACCAGCAAACCUAAGGUGCUCUGCUUGCUUUGGGAAAGGCUCUCAGACCAUGGCUGACAUCCUGUGGCAGGUUAACGGAAGCAACGUUGAGAACUUCGGUGAAGCAAGAAUGCAAGUGUUGCAAGAGCAAACUCAAAGUUCUCGCAGCGAGCUGACUUGCCUAAACGCCGUGUUAAGAAUAGCGGAUGUAAAGGAAGAGGAUUUCUCACUGAAGUACGACUGUCUGGCCAUGAAUUUCCGUGGCCUGAUCACGCACACCGUAAGACUAAGGAGGAAAAAUCCAAUGGAUCAACAAAGCACCUACUAUGUGCUUGCAGGAUUUAGCAUAUUAUUCUUGCUAAUCAAUGUCUCGGUGGUAAUUCUAAAAGCAUUCUGGAUUGAGAUUAUUCUGCUCUGGAGAGACAUAGCUAGACCUCACAAAACUAGGAACGAUGGGAAGAUCUAUGAUGCUUACGUGAUCUAUCCACGGAACUGUAAAAACAGUCCAGAGGGGGCCAGCUCUGUGGAGUACUUUGUUCACCAGAUUCUGCCUGACGUUCUUGAAAAUAAAUGUGGCUACGACUUGUACAUUUAUGGGAGAGAUCUGCUCCCUGGAGAAGAUGUAGCUACCACAGUGGAAACCAGCAUUCAGAAGAGCAGGCGGCACAUCUUCAUCCUGACCCCUGAGGUCACGCACAGCAAGGAGUGUGCCUACGAGUGGGAGAUCGCCUUGCACAACAUCCUCAUCCGGAACGACUCCAAGGCCAUCCUGAUUGAAAUGGAGGCUCUGUGCCCGCCCAGCGGACUGCAGUUUGGGGAGCUUCAGGACUCCCUCAAGCAUCUCGUCAAAGUGCAGGGGACCAUCAAGUGGAGGGAGGACCUCGUGGCCAACAAACAGUCUCUGAAUUCCAAGUUCUGGAAGCACAUAAGGUACCACAUGCCGGUGCCAAGCCAACUUCCAAGAAAGACUCCCCGCUCGGCAUCCUCGAGCGCCCGGGGGGCAGCAGUGCUUGCUUUGACGGCUAAUGCACUGCGUUUGGGGGAUCCAAAUCGCUCCCAGCUGGGUCACGCCUCUGUACCAGACACUGGGGGAGGAGGCUCCAGAAAUGGGAGUAUCGAGGGUAUUCAGACUUCAGGUUUCAUGCACUGA